AUGCCGGAGCAGCUUGUGCAGCAAGCUGAGUUGCAGUCGCAGCUGCUGCAAGAGCGAGCAGCUGAUGACGAUCUGGAUUUGGUAGAGGUCCCGGAGUUCAAGGUGGCGGGAAUCGUGGUGCCCGAUGGCUUCGAAGGUGAGCGCCGGUCGUUCACGGCUAACAUCCCCGAGCGUGAUUCCAAAGCAACCAUUAGCUGGUACGAGCCGAGUGUGUAUGUGAAGAGAUCCCAGGGACUUAAAGAGCCGUAUAUCAAGAUCGACAGAAAGGGCGGGUCAACCUUGGGCGUCCGCAAGUACGGCGGCUGGGCAGCUACGUGGAAGCUUGCGAUCCAGUGUGCUAGAGGCCUCUAG
This is a messenger RNA of Symbiodinium sp. CCMP2592, 351 nucleotides long. NCBI's taxonomy places the organism in Eukaryota, Dinophyceae, Suessiales, Symbiodiniaceae. The record is from the annotation of a GenBank genome assembly.